Molecule: messenger RNA, 717 nt
Organism: Durusdinium trenchii
Lineage: Eukaryota; Dinophyceae; Suessiales; Symbiodiniaceae
Source: the annotation of a GenBank genome assembly
AUGAACUUGGUCAGGCAGCGCUUGACAGGUGUGUUGGUGAGCGGCUCAAUGGAACCCGGCCACUCCCUCUUGGAUUCAGUGAUGCACAUGGUGGAUAAGAAUCAGUUGAAGUAUUUGCCUCCUGAACGCUGUGUCUCAAGGGUUCACGAACUCACGUCUUUGAAGGCACCAGACCGUAUGCUUGACAUUGAGGCGAACAAGAUCGUGGUCAAGGAUAAAGAUGAGAAGCUCGAGGUUCCGGCGCACACUUCUUUGCAGGUCUUGGAGGCCAUGAAACGUCGUGGCAUCGCCUUAGACUUCGGAGAUUGCAUGGGUUUUGUGGAACAUGACGCAUACGUUCAAGCCCUUUUUGCGCAUUUGCAUCGUGAACCACCUCCCGGUUACCAACGUUGCACAGUCGCUCAAUUGGUCAGUGCUGAUAAAGAGGCUUGGAGGAAAGUGAUUGAGUUGAAUGUGAAACCCAAGAGGGAUCAUACGGGGGCUAGACCCCUGGACCAUCAGCUGAUGGCUGCGCUCACGUCAUAUGAGGUUUCGUUCACCCUGAUUCCCUUGCCCAUGAAGGCCAAACAGGACACAAAAGAACGAGGUGCAGGAUCGGAACGUCCAGGUGGUGGCAAGGGCUUCGAUUCCAAAGGAGCAGGAAAAGGUCUCGUCAGGCAAGUUCAUCGCUGGGCCAAGGCCUUUGAGGAACGAGCUUCAUCCGGACGGACUUUGUAA